CUUGAACGCCUUUUGUAGGUGUCGUUGGUCGUUAUUUGAAAAAUGAGCCUUUUGAUGAUAAGUGAGAAUGUUAAACUAGCACGGGAAUAUGCCCUUCUAGGAAACUAUGAUUCUGCCAUGGUCUACUAUCAAGGUGUCCUUGACCAGAUGAAUAAAUACUUAUACUCUGUGAAAGAUACCUUCCUACAACAAAAAUGGCAACAGGUUUGGCAGGAGAUAAAUAUGGAAGCUAAGCAUGUAAAGGAUAUAAUGUCGACACUGGAAGGUUUUAAACUGGACAACUCUCCCGUAAAGACAACACAGCAUGAAUUCCCAGCACAUGAUGGAGAGGUGUGGUCUUUGCCAGUACCUGUUGAAAGGAGGCCUUCACCAGGACCACGGAAGCGUCAGUCUGUUCAGUGCAAUGACAACAAAUCUCAUAAUAACCGCUUUGGUGCAGGGAAAGGUCCAAAUCUUCCAUCUUCUAAAAAUACAAAUAAUGUAAAAAUGAAGCCUGUUCGAGCCCGUGAAAAGAAAGAUACUUUUUUAAAAGUAAAAGAUGAAAAGAAUAAAUCAUCUGUGGAUGUGUCAGAGACUGAAGUGAAGAAAUUUGAUGGUACUGGUUAUGAUAAAGACUUGAUAGAAGCGUUGGAGCGAGAUAUAAUUUCACAAAAUCCAAAUAUCCGAUGGGAUGACAUUGCAGAUUUGGAGGAAGCCAAGAAACUGUUAAAGGAAGCAGUGGUACUUCCAAUGUGGAUGCCAGAGUUCUUUAAAGGCAUAAGGAGACCAUGGAAGGGAGUGCUAAUGGUUGGGCCUCCGGGAACAGGGAAGACUCUCUUAGCCAAGGCAGUUGCCACAGAGUGCAAAACAACAUUUUUUAAUAUUUCCUCAUCUACACUUACAUCCAAAUACAGAGGAGAAUCUGAGAAACUAGUACGUCUGUUAUUUGAAAUGGCAAGGUUUUAUGCUCCAACAACAAUAUUCAUUGAUGAAAUUGACUCCAUAUGCAGCAGAAGAGGCACCUCAGAAGAGCAUGAAGCAAGUCGAAGAGUAAAAGCAGAACUUCUUGUUCAGAUGGAUGGUGUUGGUGGUGCAUCUGAAAAUGAGGACCCAUCUAAAAUGGUAAUGGUUCUUGCAGCAACCAACUUUCCAUGGGAUAUCGAUGAGGCUUUGCGGAGACGCUUAGAAAAAAGAAUAUAUAUUCCUUUGCCAUCAGCAAAAGGAAGAGAGGAGCUUCUACGCAUAAAUCUCAAAGAGCUGGAGCUGGCAGAUGAUGUCAACAUUGAGUGUAUAGCAGAAAACAUGGAUGGAUACUCUGGUGCAGAUAUUACCAAUGUGUGCAGAGAUGCAUCGCUAAUGGCUAUGAGGAGACGAAUUGAAGGUUUGACACCAGAAGAAAUUCGAAAUCUCUCCCGAGAUGACAUGCACAUGCCCACCACAAUGGAAGACUUUGAAAUGGCUUUAAAAAAAGUGUCUAAAUCUGUUUCUGCUUCUGACAUAGAAAAAUAUGAAAAGUGGAUUGAGGAGUUUGGAUCCUGUUAGCGUAUCUCCUCUUGUCAACAAUUUACCUAUCAAAAACAGAUCUACAUUUAGCCUUAUAUGGUUUAAAUAUAAUAGAAUAUAUCUUCAGCAAGUCCUAAAUGCCAAAUGCUUUAACCUUUUAAUAUUUAUGUAACUACAUGAUUCUAAAUGUAAUAAAAGCAAAAAUUUAUAAAAAAA
Xenopus tropicalis (tropical clawed frog) is the source of this 1698-nucleotide messenger RNA. It is a transcript of the gene katna1, whose product is annotated as katanin p60 (ATPase containing) subunit A 1. The record is from RefSeq and is marked provisional. Gene Ontology annotation, biological process: microtubule severing; microtubule cytoskeleton organization. Gene Ontology annotation, molecular function: ATP hydrolysis activity; microtubule binding; microtubule severing ATPase activity. NCBI's taxonomy places the organism in Eukaryota, Metazoa, Chordata, Amphibia, Anura, Pipidae. The transcript has 11 exons. Gene Ontology annotation, cellular component: centrosome; cytoplasm; spindle pole. The coding region runs from base 43 to 1521 and encodes 492 amino acids.